Messenger RNA from Gastrolobium bilobum, 759 nucleotides. Its product is annotated as secreted RxLR effector protein 161-like. Lineage: Eukaryota; Viridiplantae; Streptophyta; Magnoliopsida; Fabales; Fabaceae. The transcript has a single exon. The record is from RefSeq and is a predicted model, not a curated record. The coding region runs from base 1 to 759 and encodes 252 amino acids.
AUGACAGAUUGCAACCCGGUUUCAACCCCUAUGGAACCCGGUUCAAAACUCUCAAAGUAUGAUGGUGGAGAUCGAGUUGACGCAAGCAACUACCGAAGUUUGGUAGGAUGUCUUCGUUAUCUGACAUGCACAAGACCGGAUCUCUCACUGAGUGUUGGGAUUGUAAGUCGGUUCAUGGAGGAGCCAAGUUAUUCACACUGGAAGGCGGCAAAAAGAAUCUUGAGGUAUAUACAAGGGACAGCUUCAUUGGGACUUCACUACUCGAGGUCCGAAAAUUAUAAGUUAAUUGGGUACACUGAUAGUGACUGGUGUGGAGAUGUAGACGAUCGGAAAAGUACGUCGGGAUAUGUAUUCUUCAUGGGCAACACGGCAUUCACUUGGAUCUCGAAGAAACAACCCAUUGUGACUUUGUUGACCUGUGAAGCUGAAUAUGUAGCUGCGUCUUGGUGUGUUUGUCACGCAGUAUGGCUCAAGAACUUACUAAGCAAGCUGGAGGAGAAACAAGUCGGCCCAACCGAGAUCCAUAUUGAUAACAAGUCGGCUAUAGAGUUAGCCAAGAACCCGGUGAAUCAUGAAAGAAGCAAGCAUAUUGACGUUCAUUUUCACUUCAUACGGGAUCAAGUAAAGGAAGGAAAUGUGGAGUUAUUACAUGUGGCAAGUCAAGACCAAGUCGGAGAUAUUUUCACAAAACCACUGCCGACGUUACUACUGGAAAACUGCAAAAGAAUGAUUGGCAUGAAAGAUGGCAGAAGCAUUUAA